Messenger RNA from Lacerta agilis (Sand lizard), 1124 nucleotides. RefSeq names its product glutamine amidotransferase like class 1 domain containing 3A (gene GATD3). Bases 55 to 843 code for a protein of 262 amino acids. The transcript has 7 exons. The record is from RefSeq and is a predicted model, not a curated record. Gene Ontology annotation, cellular component: mitochondrion. Lineage: Eukaryota; Metazoa; Chordata; Lepidosauria; Squamata; Lacertidae.
UCCCUCCCCCAUUCGUUCCGCGACUCGUUCCCUUCGGAGCGAAGUGGUGCGGGGAUGUUGGCCGCCAGGUUAGCGGGUUGUAGGCCGCCCCUCUCGUCGCUCCGCGUGCUGAGGGGGCUCCCGGCCGCGGGGUUUCAUUGCUCGGCGCAGCGUCUCCGCGGGGCCAGAGUCGCUGUGGUCUUAUCGGGAUGUGGUGUUUAUGAUGGUACUGAAAUCCACGAAGCCUCAGCGAUAUUGGUCCAUUUGAGCCGUGAAGGAGCCAGUGUUCAAAUGUAUGCUCCAGAUAUUUCUCAGAUGCACGUUAUUGAUCAUGGCAAAGGACAGCCAGCUGAGGGUGAAUCAAGAAAUGUCUUGGCAGAAUCGGCAAGGAUCGCUCGUGGUAAAAUUGCAGAUUUGGCUAAACUUACUGCAAAGGAUCAUGAUGCUGUGAUAUUUCCUGGAGGCUUCGGCGCAGCCAAAAAUCUGUCUACUUUUGCAGUGGAUGGAAAAGACUGCAAAGUGAAUGGAGAAGUUGAACGUGUGCUAAAGGAUUUCAACAAAGCUGGGAAACCCAUUGGUCUGUGCUGCAUUUCACCCGUUUUGGCUGCAAAGGUUCUUCCUGGUACUGAAGUCACUGUGGGACAUGAAGAAGAACAAGGUGGUAAGUGGCCUUACGCUGGAACUGCUGGGGCCAUUAAAGCAAUGGGUGGAAAACACCAUAUUAAAGAAGUAACAGAGGCCCAUGUGGACGCAAACCACAAGGUUGUAACUACCCCAGCCUUUAUGUGUGAAACAGAAUUGCAUCACAUUUAUGACGGCAUUGGAGCCAUGGUAAAAAAUGUGUUGAAGCUUACAGGCAAAUGAAGUGGAUACCCGUAACAGCAGUGACAAUAACUUUAGGACGUAUGGUCCUUAUAACGCCAACCUAGCACACAAGUUGCUUCUGAGAAUGCUUACAAUUGUAUUGGAAUGACAUGUGUAAUUUUCAGCACUGAAGAAGCUCAGUCCGGUUGAAUCAUGAAUCCCCUCCGUAUUUCAGCAACAGUCUUCACGUCGUCAUAUCUGACAACUUAUUCUGGAGAUGGUCACUGUUUAAGAAAUCUGAAUUGAUAAUGGAAUAAUAAAAACAAUUACAUCAUAACCUC